AUGCGCCUCGGGGAUCUCGCCACCAGGAACUUCCUCAACUGCUCUGGCAAGUCGGAGACGUCGGUGACGGCGGCAGCGUAG
This is a messenger RNA of Linum tenue, 81 nucleotides long. Lineage: Eukaryota; Viridiplantae; Streptophyta; Magnoliopsida; Malpighiales; Linaceae. The record is from the annotation of a GenBank genome assembly.